Messenger RNA from Aspergillus luchuensis, 4398 nucleotides. RefSeq names its product DNA-directed DNA polymerase alpha catalytic subunit POL1 (gene POL1). Gene Ontology annotation, cellular component: alpha DNA polymerase:primase complex. Gene Ontology annotation, molecular function: single-stranded DNA binding; chromatin binding; purine nucleotide binding. Gene Ontology annotation, biological process: lagging strand elongation; mitotic DNA replication initiation; leading strand elongation. Bases 1 to 4398 code for a protein of 1465 amino acids. The transcript is spliced from 5 exons. The record is from RefSeq and is a predicted model, not a curated record. Lineage: Eukaryota; Fungi; Ascomycota; Eurotiomycetes; Eurotiales; Aspergillaceae.
AUGUCUGCUUCCCGCGCCAAAUUGGCGGAGCUGCGCGCCCUUCGCGCCGCAGGAAAGAAACGCCUGUCGACAUAUGAAGUUGAGGAACAAGGCGACAUCUACGAGGAGGUUGACGAUGAAGGCUAUAAGAAGAUUAUCCGCAACCGGCUUGAUCAGGAUGACUUCGUGGUCGACGAUAAUGGAGAAGGUUAUGCAGACGACGGUCGCGAGGUGUGGAACGAGCGCACCGCAGACUAUGGCGACAGCGAGAGCGAGGACGACGGAUUACCUGCCCGGGGCAAGGCUGCGAAGAGAAAGCGUGAGGAGGAAAAGCAACGACAGGAGAAGAUCAAUAAUGGCAUCUCAAAGUAUUUCAGCAGUGGGGCUGCGCCCUCUGCUCCCAAGCCCAAGCCGGUCGCUACUGCAGAAGAUGACGCUUUCAUGGCCGAUCUGCUCGGAGAAGUCGAUACCAACGUGGUCCCGCAUCGUGUCCCUACGAGGAAUAUAGUCAAGACUGAGGCUCGUCGCAAAGUUCGCAUCUUGUCACCCCCGCUUGCCGAUAGAACACGCAGAGAGAAGCCGAUAAAGAGGGACGAAAACAGUGACCCUGUUUCGCCGGUCAAGGAUCAACCAGAGGUCAAUUUCGACGACGACGACGAUGGCGCGCUUCCUGGCAUGGAUGAUGACGACGUUCCCAUGAGUGACCCGAUGCCAUCGUCUCCCAUCAGCAAAGCGGUAGAGAGGAAGUCGACCACAACACCUGUCAAGGUCGAGGAGGUUGACGAUGAUGAUAAUGAUAUUAUGGAGAUUGCACAAGUCACUGGUCAGAACGAUGCUAAGGCGACCAGCGUCAACAUGGCCGGAAGCCGGCCUCCGCCCAAAUUCAAGAGGGAGAGCACUCCGCCUCUGGCUAGCUCCUCGCCUACAAAGCCAAUGCCAGAGGUGGACGCAUCUUGGAAUAACGUAAGGAGCAAGCUGAAUGUUCUCAGCAGCCCUGCUUCGUCGGAAAUGCGUAGCUUCGGUAAGCUUCGCGCCCAGGAUGUCGUCGAGGAUGACGGAAGUCUGCGCAUGUUCUGGCUGGACUUUACAGAAGUCAACGGCAGUCUUUGCCUGUUUGGAAAGGUGAAGAACAAGCAAAAUGGUUCUUACGCCAGUGCAUUUGUCAAGAUCGACAAUAUCCUACGCAAGCUCUAUUUCCUUCCUCGAGAGUAUCGGCACAAGAAUGGGCGAGACACGGAUGAAGAGGUAGACAUGGAAGAUGUCUAUCAUGAAGUCGACGGGAUGAUGUCCAGGCUGAAGGUAGGCAUGCAUAAGAUGAAGCCUUGCACACGCAAAUACGCUUUCGAAUUGCCUGGUGUCCCGAAAGAGACCGAAUACCUGAAGCUGUUUUAUCCUUAUGACAAAUCUCCGUUGCCAAUGGAUGUGAAGGGCGAGACCUUUUCGCAUGUAUUCGGCACAAACACAUCAUUGUUCGAGCAGUUUGUUCUCUGGAAAAACAUCAUGGGUCCUUGUUGGCUCAAGAUUGAAGAGGCCGAUUUCACUGCCGUCAACAAUGCAUCUUGGUGCAAAUUUGAAUGCCAAGCAGCGAAGCCAGCGCUUAUUUCUCCGGUACCUGACUCUGAGAAUCUGGAAGCGCCGCCUCUGACGCUCAUGAGUCUCUCCUUCCGGACCCAGCUCAACGUGAAAGAGAACAAGCAGGAGAUCCUCGUGGCGAGUGCAAGAGUAUAUGAAAAUGUCUCCCUCACGGACACCACUCCGCCUGAGAGGUUGCCCUGCAAGAGUUUCACGGUCAUGCGGCCUGCAGGCUCUUCAUACCCGAUGCACUUUGAAGCCGAAACGCGGAAGCAGAGGGGCACGUUCAUGCUGGAGAAGAGCGAACAGUUUCUGCUCAGCAAGUUCCUGGCGUUGUUCGAGAAGAUGGAUCCCGAUGUUCUGAUGGGACAUCAGCUUCAGGAGGUUGACCUCAGCAUUCUGCUCAGCAGAUUGAGGGAGAAGAAGACCCCUGGCUGGCAUCGCCUUGGACGGUUGAAGCGCGGCGACUGGCCCAAAAACUUUAACAGAGGUGGAGGUUUCUUCGCCGAGAGGCAUCUGAUUGCUGGAAGACUGAUGUGCGAUGUUGCUAAUGAUAUGGGCAAGUCUCUGAUGAUGAAAUGUCAAUCUUGGAGUUUGACGGAGAUGUGCGACCUCUACCUCGGAAAAGAGAAUUCCAGACAAGAACUGGAUUGCGAGGCAGCACUGAAGACAUGGGCUACUACCAAGGACGGCCUCAUGAACUUUGUCAAUCACUGUGAUGCGGAUACCUAUUUCAUUGCUGCGUUGGUGCUGCGGCUUCAGAUGCUGCCCUUGACCAAAGUACUCACGAAUAUUGCUGGUAACUCUUGGGCAAGAACGCUGAGUGGUACGCGUGCCGAGCGGAAUGAGUACAUUCUUCUACACGAAUUCCACCGUAACAAGUACAUCUGUCCCGACAAGUACUCCUCUAAGCUACUGAAAGCUGAAGAGAAGAUGCAAGAAGGUGAUGAUGAAGAUUCGGCCGAUAAGAAGAAGAAAGACAAGUACAAGGGUGGUCUUGUUUUUGAACCCGAAAAGGGUCUCUAUGACAAGUUCAUCCUAGUGAUGGACUUCAACAGUUUGUAUCCCAGUAUCAUCCAGGAGUACAACAUCUGCUUUACAACAGUGGAGCGGACAGCGACUGCGGAUAAUGACAAGGAAGAAAAGGUUCCCGAAGUUCCUACUUCCGAUCAGGAGCAGGGUAUUCUGCCUAAGCUUAUUGCUACUUUAGUCGGUCGUCGACGUGAAGUUAAGAAGCUGAUGAAGGACAAACGCGCCACUCCUGAGCAGCUUGCUCUGUGGGACACCAAACAGCUGGCCUUCAAGCUGACCGCUAACUCCAUGUACGGAUGCUUGGGAUACACGCAGAGUCGCUUCUACGCACGUCCCUUGGCCAUGCUCACCACAUUCAAGGGUCGUGAGAUUCUCAGAAGCACCAAGGAGCUGGCAGAGUCCAAACAGCUUAGAGUCAUCUACGGUGAUACUGACUCGGUCAUGAUCAACACGAACAUGGACACGAUCAGCGAUGCGCUAAAGGUCGGUGAUGAGUUCAAGAAAUCCGUAAACGAACGUUACCGGUUGCUGGAGAUCGACAUUGACAAUGUGUUCCGUCGUCUUCUUCUUCACGCCAAGAAGAAAUAUGCCGCCAUCAACAUGACCGAGGUCGAUGGCAAGUACGUGGAUAAGCUCGAAGUCAAGGGUCUGGACAUGAAGAGGCGUGAAUACUGCUCGUUGUCGAAGGAGGUCUCUCAGAAGCUGCUGAAUGAAGUUCUAUCCGGUGAGGAUCAGGAGGUUGUUCUCAACAGAGUUCAUGACUAUCUACGCGAGUUGGCUGAGAAGAUGCGCGAGUACUCCGUCCCUGUCCAAAAAUACGUCAUUUACACGAAACUUUCCAAGCGACCCGAGGAAUAUCCUAACAAGGAGUCUAUGCCCCCGGUACAGGUUGCCUUGCGCGAGCUUGCCCGGGGUAAAACGGUUCGCCCUAACGACGUCAUAUCGUAUGUUGUAACGAACGGAGAUGCCGAGACCUCGUCUCUCGCACCAGCCAAGCGGUCAUACACACCCCAGGAUGUGAUGAAGCCGGAUUCGGGACUCAAGCCUGAUAUCGAAUUCUACCUUCUCAAGCAGAUUUUCCCACCGAUCGAACGUCUCUGUGCCCCUAUUCCUGGCACUGAUGCCGUUCGACUAGCCGAGUGCUUGGGGCUUGAUGUCCGCAAGUACCAGAUCAACAGCUCCAGUGGGAGCAACCAACAGAAUGCCGAUAUCUUCCCGCUCGAGUCACAGAUUCCAGACUCUGUGCGGUUCGAGAACGCUACCCGGUUUACGCUUACCUGCCGGUUCUGCAAGGAGAAGUCGGUUUUCGAAGGACUCGCGCAGUCCACCCACAUGUGCACUGCCAAUGGUGUCGUUUGCCCCAACCAGGCUUGUCAGAAGACAUUCUCUGUCUUGACGAUUGUUGCCCAGUUAGAGUCACAAAUUCGUGCCCAGACAUCGAAGUACUAUGAGGGCUGGCUCGUUUGUGACGACACGGCCUGCGGCAACCGGACUAGACAGAUCAGCGUGUACGGACACCGGUGUCUUGGACCCCGGGGUCACGCCGAGGGCUGCCUUGGUCGGAUGACGUACGAGUACUCGGAGAAACAGAUGUAUAACCAAUUACUCUACUUCGCAGGACUUUGGGACGUGGACAAGGCUCGUAAAGCGGCAGAGAAGGAGCCCACUGGAGAAAAGAAGGACAGUGUGACGGCCCUGGCAGAGUUCAACCGCAUACGGUUUGGAACCAUCAAAGGCGUUGUGGACGCAUAUCUGAAGAAAUGCGGCCGGCAAUGGGUUGAAAUGGACAGUCUGUUCCGCUUCAUGCUGCCAUGA